AUGUUUGACUUGUACAGCAUAAAAGCACCAUCAUCAAAAAAAUCACUUCAAGGAUUUGUUGCGUAUUUUGACGAACUCUUGUCUAUAUUGAAUAUCUUCGAUGAGCAUUGCCUUACAUUCACUUGCGAUACCAGUAUUCCAGAUUCCUGUAAACGAAAGUCUUUAUCCCAAGAAGCAUUCGAUUCCAUUUAUCAAAACCAAAAAGCAGUAAACGACGAUGUUAUACAUCCUAAAGAGUGGUACCAUCUCAACCUCAACCGUACCGAAAUCUGCAUAAACAAAUGUACUGAAAUAUGGCAAAAAAAAAAAACUUAUGAACGUCCCCCACAAUAA
Mucor mucedo is the source of this 333-nucleotide messenger RNA. RefSeq lists its product as uncharacterized. The transcript has a single exon. Lineage: Eukaryota; Fungi; Mucoromycota; Mucoromycetes; Mucorales; Mucoraceae. The record is from RefSeq and is a predicted model, not a curated record. Bases 1 to 333 code for a protein of 110 amino acids.